GCUGCCAUAUUGGUUUGAGGGAUCGUUGUCGCUCUGGGAGUUCGGGAUGAAAGUUUACAUUUUGCAGUUUGUCGAUUAUUGAAACGUGCAAACUGACUUUUAUUCUCGGAAUUACACGUUUCGUUUGUGCAGAGGUUCGUGGAGAAAACACAAGCUCUGAGUUGGCUCUUUGCGGAAUGCAGUUCUAGGAUGGGCCGAGUGCAGGCCACGAUGAUGUCUGAUCGCAUAGAUUUCACAUAAAAAAGAGGAAACUUUCCCAGGAUACAAACACCAGGAUUCAUCGGCCUCGUGUUUCUGCACCAUGAGUGCACCAGCGCCUCAGAGGAGGUUGGCUAAUGUGGGGUCUUUGCUUCUCACCCCGCAGGAGAACGAGUGUCUGUUCAACUACCUUGGCAGGAAAUGCAUCACUCUGUGUUCAGCAGUGGUGCAGGUGUAUGCAGCAGACAGAGGUCCGUCUUGGAGCAAACGAUGCUGUGGAGUGGCCUGCUUGGUGAAAGACAACCCUCAGAGGUCUUAUUUCAUUCGUGUGUUUGAUAUCAAGGAUGGAAAAACUAAGUUCGAGCAGGAGCUGUACACUAAUUUUACAAGCAAUAGUUCAAGACCUUACUUUAUCACAUUUCCAGGGGAUUCUUGCCAGAUCGGCCUGAAUUUUGCUAAUGAAGAGGAAGCAAAACGAUUCCGCGUUGCCCUUAAUGACCUCCUCUGCAGACGACAGAAGAAAACCGAGAAAAGACGUGACCCACCAAAUGGACCCACGUUGCCAAUGGCGACGGUGGACAUCAAGAACCCAGAAAUUAACAAUGUGAGCUUCCAUAACAAUUCCCACAUGAACAACAUGGUGCACAGUAACCUUAACAAGAAAGAGAAGAAGGUGAAAGGCAAGAGGAAGAAACUGACGAAGGCUGACAUCGGGACUCCCAGCAAUUUCCAACACAUCGGCCAUGUAGGCUGGGACCCGAACACAGGCUUCGAUCUGAAUAACCUGGACCCAGAGCUGAAGAACCUGUUCGACAUGUGCGGCAUCUCUGAAGCACAGCUCAAAGACAAGAAAACGUCAAAGGUGAUCUAUGACUUCAUCGAGAAGAAGGGAGGCGUGGAGGCUGUCAAGAAUGAACUGAAAAGACAAGCACCUCCACCUCCUCCAUCACGUGGCGGUCCUCCUCCCCCACCCCCUCCUCACAACUCUGGUCCUCCUCCUCCCCCACCCCCUGCCCGGAGUCGAGGAGCACCACCUCCUCCUCCUCCUUCCAGAGCUCCAACAUCUGCUCCUCCGCCCCCUCCACCUUCCCGCCAGGGCUUUGGAGCACCUCCUCCUCCCCCUCCAAGCAGGGGCCACCCACCUCCCCCUCCUCCUGCUCAUGCCAGCAUGCCCCCCCAAGCCCCUCAGUCUCACCCUCCACCUCCUCCACCUCCACCACCAGCCACAGGAGGAGCUCCUCCACCUCCUCCUCCUCCUCCUCCUCCUCCUGGACCCCCACCCCCACCCGAGGUGGACGGAGGUGGGGAGUCCGUGCCCUUGCCCACUGGGGGCAAGUCAGCCCUGCUGGAGCAGAUCAGAGAGGGCGCCCAACUGAAGAAGGUGGACCACAAUAACAGCCAGCGUCCAGCAUCCACCAACACGGGCCGGGACGCUCUACUCGACCAGAUCCGCCAGGGCAUUCAGCUCAAGACGGUAUCAGACAGUUCGGACUCAGGCCCACCCACACCUGCUCCUGCAUCGGGUAUCGUAGGAGCACUAAUGGAGGUGAUGCAGAAGAGGAGCAAAGCCAUCCAUUCCUCAGACGAAGAUGAGGAUGACGAUGAGGACGAAGACUUUGAGGACGAUGAUGAAUGGGAAGAUUAGACCUCGUCUCCUUACGAUAACCCACCCGGUAGAAUAAGUGACACUAAAUUCUUACCUUUCCAAAAUGUACUCAAACUCUGUACAUGUUCUUUCAAAUCGCUGUAUAUUUUUGUUGCCUUUUUUUUUUUUUUUUUUUUUUUUUUUUUAAAUAAUUUGUGCAAUACCUCAUAUAAUCUGUAUAGUAUUGUCAUGUAUCCUCUGUAAAGUAAUAUCCUGGAAUAACCAUGUGAAGUUUAAUGCCAGGAAGGGCUUUCUUGACUUGUUGAUUUGAAUGUUUCUGUUCCCUCAUUAACAAGGAAAGGGAGAUGGACAGGAUCCUCUAUGUUCUUGUUAAUUGUUGAUUAACGAUUGAAAACGCUAUUUUCAUACCCUGCUUUUCUGUACUUUUUGAUUUUUCUUAUACAAGUCCUAGUCUAGCACUCUGUGUUUUGGUAAGAGGUUCUUCUCAGAAUAUUUAACCCCUCCACACAGCCACCAAUCCUGUAACUAUGUAAAUGUAUACUCGGCUGAUGAACUACGGUUAUGUUUUGCACGGACGUCGAGUCAGAAGUCACUACAACGCCACAUUGUGCUGCAUUUUCACAGAUUAUUUCCUGUGGUUUUUAGUACCAGGUUAAGAUUUCACUGAACACUGCACGCGAAACAAUAGACAGCUUUAUAUUUGUUUAGUUUCAUGCUUUAUGGUGUUAUUGAAAAAGAUAAUGCUGUAGAUUGAAACUGACAAAGUUGUGAAUGCAGUUCACUUCGAAAUAUUUCCAUCGAACAUCCCCAAUAACAGUUUUUUUUUUAUUAUUCAAGUCAUAUCAUGAAAGAACACUACACAAAGAGUUCACUAACUUAUACCAUUUACAAUAAGCUUUUAAAAAGCCAGUGCUUUUUAAAAUGCAUGACAAACACAUGCAAGGUCAAUACUAAGGAUCUUUGUGUAGCAAUUAAUGCUGUUUUAACAGUAUUUGUCUGAAUUUUGCUAUCCUUCAAGGAUUGUGCUGCAUUCAAACUAUAAAACUGACAUCAAACCUUACAAAUGGGUUGGAAUGUGGAAUGAAAACACUAAAUUGUAUACUUAAAUAAAUGGUAAUAUUGGUUCAUUUUCUCA
Messenger RNA from Ictalurus furcatus (blue catfish), 2939 nucleotides. It is a transcript of the gene wasla, whose product is annotated as WASP like actin nucleation promoting factor a. The record is from RefSeq and is a predicted model, not a curated record. Gene Ontology annotation, molecular function: alpha-tubulin binding; gamma-tubulin binding; actin binding. The transcript has 11 exons. Lineage: Eukaryota; Metazoa; Chordata; Actinopteri; Siluriformes; Ictaluridae. Gene Ontology annotation, cellular component: early endosome; recycling endosome; WASH complex. Gene Ontology annotation, biological process: Arp2/3 complex-mediated actin nucleation; retrograde transport, endosome to Golgi; exocytosis. Bases 302 to 1843 code for a protein of 513 amino acids.